AUGCCAGGGCAGCAGCUCCCCGGCGAGAUACUCUCCUCCGGCUUCAGUGCCCCUCCACCAUGGAGCCCCGGUCCCCUCCAGCCCUUCCACUUCCGCACCAGGAGGGAACCGGUGGACUGGCGGCGUUUCGCGGCCCUGGAUGUAGACCGCGUGGCCCGGGAGAUGGACGUGGCCGUCCUGCAAGAGCACAUAAAUGGUGUCACUUUCUGCGACGUGGAGGCCGAGCGCUGCCCCCACUGCCGAGGUGCGGUGGACCCCGCACUGCUCAAGGUGCUGCGCAUGUCCCAGCUCAGCACCGAGUACCUGCUCCACUGCCAGGACUACCUGAGCGGCCAGCUGCUGGGGCUGGAAGAGCGUCUGCAGGGGAUGGUCUCUAAGGCGGAGUGUGAAGGGAAAGAGCGGGUCCGGCUGGAUGCAGAGCUGCAGUCCGUACGGCAGGAGAGCCGGCGCAGGAAGAAGAUGAUCGCCACGCAGCAGCUCCUGCUCCAGGCUGGCGCCAGUAACUACCACAAAUGUCACUGCUGUGAAAAGUCCUUCAUCAAUUACUCGUAUCUGCAGGCACAUUUGCAGCGGCGCCAUCCAGAGGUUACAGAUGCAGAGAGGCAGAAGAGGAGGCAGGCGGAGCAGAUGGAGGAUGGGAUUGAGGAGCUGAGGGAAAGGCUGAGGCUGACUCAGUCUAAACUGGAGGCGGAGAGAGAGGCAGAGGCCCUGAGGAAGCAGCAGGAGCUGGAGCACCAAAAAAAGAAAGAGGCUAGUGAGAGACAGGAGCUGGAGAGCUGGAAAGAAGAGGAAAGGAGGAAGUUUCAACAGGAGAUCGGAGACCUGAAACGGCUCCUCCUGCAGGAAUUUAAAGACAUAUCCAGCCAGAGUUCUGCCAUCGAAGCAAAACUGCAGGAGCUUCAGGCCAAGCCGGUGUCUGUCUCCAACCUCGGGACACUGCUUGACGAGGACGAGCAGGAGGUCAGGGAGGGGCAAGAGAGAGGCCUGAGGCAAGAGAGAGAGCUGAGGGGGAAGAUUGCACUACAGAAGAGUAAGUGGAAGAGGAGGCUUCAGGAUAUCCAGAGCAGCCACCAGCUAGAGAAGCAGGAACUGCAGAAUGAGAAUGAAAGGCUGAUCAUGGCCUUGUCCUCAGACCAGAAGACAGCUGUGCAGAAAUUGCAGCAGCAGAUUAGCUCCCUCGCAGCUCAGAUGAAGUGCAAGGAAAAGAUCAUUCAAUCGCAGGAGGAGAAGAUCAAGAAAAUGUCAUUGAGACCUGUAGCAGAACUGGAGGAUUCGGGUGACAGGAGGCAGAAGUGGGUGGAUUCCAGCCUGAACUCCAGCCUCAUGCCCGACUUCAGGCCUAUCCUUGAAGGAAAACUGAAGGAUAGGCUUGAGAGCAUGGGGCUCAGAAAGGGGACCAAGGGCAUUUCAAAGCAGACUUUCAGGAGUCUGAGCUCUUUGUUGGCGGGGCAGAGACAGCAAAAGGCUCGGCGGCUCCCAGACCUGCUGGGCCUCAGAGAGAGGCUGACCCAGGAAGUGACCCACAGAGUUUGCCGCCUGCAGAAGAGUCAGCGCACCUGGGUGCCUGCCGCCCGCACAAGCCACAAGGACGGGAGGACUCGUGUCAGUCCUAAGCUACAAAAAAGCCCAAGGGCCAGGAACACUGCAAUGAAAGCCUCUUCCAAAAAGGUGCAAUCUGAGGCUCCGCAGCCAGCCCCAAGGUCCACAAUAGCACUCCAGGUCCCUCGAAACCGUCCACUGAGGAACAGCACUCCUCCCUUCAGCUCAGAGGAAGACUCGGCCAGGGACGCUGCCUACAUCACCAGCCCCAGGAGCAAAUCCACACCCUUGGUCAGGGUGGUCCAGUCAGGGGUCAAGCUGAACCUCACCGCAGACACCAGAGAAGACUGGUCAGACACAGAACCAUCAGAGGGUCCGGGAAGUCCUGUUAGCAACAGAGUGCCAAAGUUGCAAGGUUCUGUGGUCCAAUCUUUGACGAGAAGCCUGGAAAGACAGCUUAGUUCCCCCAGUAUUAAGCCUGCAGGUGGGAAGAGAGUGAUGCCACCGGUGACCGCCUCGUCCCACAGACCCAUCGCAGCGGCACAGGUCAGACUGUCCGAUGAGGACAGCGACCUGGAGCUGUCUUCCAUUGAGGACGUCUCCCCACAGGCAGUGGUUGGCCGUACCCCGGGAGCACGGGGUAGUGCGGAUUCGGCAGGGUCCAAAGGGACUAGUAUGUGGAGCUCAUUGGCCAGCAGGGGAGUGGGGUGGUGA
Molecule: messenger RNA, 2253 nt
Organism: Conger conger (European conger)
Lineage: Eukaryota; Metazoa; Chordata; Actinopteri; Anguilliformes; Congridae
Gene: dzip1l
Product: DAZ interacting zinc finger protein 1-like
Exons: 14
Coding region: 1-2253 (750 amino acids)
Biological process (GO): cilium assembly
Cellular component (GO): ciliary basal body; cytoplasm
Source: RefSeq, a predicted model, not a curated record